AUGUACUUUUUAUUCAAUCGGUUUUUGAUCUGUAUAACUGUCCACAUCAUCAUUGGAGAUAAAUUUCUCACUAAAAGUGUCUUAAAUACGCAAGAUCAUCACGGGUACCCCUGUUCGAAAAGUGCGGAUCAAAGCGGGCAUGGAUCUGAAACAUGUAUCGGAGAGGAUUGUCAACAUCUAGUUGAUCGUAGAUCCAACACAUUAGAAAAGCGACAAAGACCGAACACGGCAAAGGGAACAGGGACUCCACCAGCGGGAGCUUCAGGAACGGGAGCUGCGAACAACGUGAAAGACGAAUCAAAGGAAGACCAAAAGAAAUGGUUGGACGCUCAUAAUAAAUUCAGAGCAACUUAUAAGGCUCCACCCUUGGUUUGGAAUGAUCAAAUCACACCUGCAGCAAAAGCAGUGGUUGGUACUUGCGUUUAUGAACACUCUAAAGGACCUUACGGAGAGAAUCUUGCGGCUGGUCAUACUAAUCUUGAAAAGGUUGUUUCCGAUUGGGUGAAUGGACCGAAUGAAAAAUCAGCCUAUAAUCCUUCAAGACCCAGUUUCUCUCAUUUCACUCAAGUAGUAUGGGUUGCAACUAAAUCUAUCUCAUGUGCAAGAAAUUCAUGUACAUCCUUAAAAGGUUUAAGAACACCUCAAUCACCUAUCAUUUUUUGGGCUUGUGAAUAUUUCCCGCCUGGAAAUGUAAUUGGUCAAUUUCCUCAAAAUGUAAAAUCUGGACAAGGUGGUGCACCUCUUUAG
This is a messenger RNA of Melampsora larici-populina 98AG31, 747 nucleotides long. RefSeq lists its product as uncharacterized. Bases 1 to 747 code for a protein of 248 amino acids. The transcript is spliced from 7 exons. Lineage: Eukaryota; Fungi; Basidiomycota; Pucciniomycetes; Pucciniales; Melampsoraceae. The record is from RefSeq and is a predicted model, not a curated record.